AUUAUUUUUUUUGUUCUGUGCCAGCUCAUGUGAGAUUGGGCUGAGGUAUUUAUCGGAUUCCUUUGUCCAUUUUGCUGGAGCAUCUGCAACACAGCCCUUGCGUUGCAGGACACGAGUAUUGCAUUGAGCUGUCUAGAAGAAUGGCGUCUCGUGUUGAAACUAACUUCAAGCGUUUGCUGAGCAAAUGCGAGUCGAUGGUUGCUGAGGAAAUACGAGCUGAAGACCUCUGGAGGCUGGAACAGUUUAUCUCAAGACUGACAGAGGACUUGGCCCAGCUUGAAAAGUCGCCAUGUCGACCGAAAGGGGAGACAUUGGUGUACAGCAAGAGACUACAAGUCCUCAACGAGUUUUAUAGAGCUAGGCAAGAGAGUCUGGAGAGUACACGCAAUGAUGCCACUAUCCCAGCGACCAAUCCCUUCGCCAAUACUUUGUCGGCAAAGAGUCGUGAAGCACAGAUGAAGGCGUGCGGACGACACUUGGGUGGCAUGAGAUCUGAGCUUCUUGAGGGCAGGAAUUCUUUGUCUCGCGAAAGCAGCACGCCCACGGCCGACUCUGGUGUCCGGCAUAGAAGUGCACGUGCUGAGCUAAUCGGCAAGGCGGACGGCACGUCAGAAGCAGCAACAACAACGUUAGCAGGCACAGGAGCUACGACAGCACGGCAGCCUCAUCAGCGUGGUGACGACCUGGAAGGUACCAUGCAGGUGCAUCGUCAGAAGCAGGAGGAAAUCGCCGAGGACAUGGUACAGCUGGCUCGUACUCUCAAGCUCAGUCAACGAAGAGCCAAGGACACCAUUGAGGAGGACACCAGGACUCUGCAGAAAUCAGCUGACAAGGCACAGGAGAGCGGAGACAAGCUACGCACCGAGACCGGCCGUAUACAGCAACAUACUCGCAAGUCCUGUUCGUACUGGACCUGGAUAAUGAUCAUAUGCGUAGCUAUUACCUUCAUCGCCAUGGUCAUCUUCAUACGCAUUGUUCCCAAGAAGUAGUCAGGUGGACUCUAUCUGAUCGGGAGACUUGAGCACUUGGUCUGGCUGGUCUGUAUGUGCUGUGUGUGUGUGUGUGUGUGCGCGCGCGCACACGCUCGUGUGUGUGCAUGCGUGCGCGCGUCCCCUCUAACAUUGCCCCGUAACCAAUGCACACACAGGAGGUCUUCACACACUGCUUGUGUCGGUGCUAGGUAUGGUGUGCAACGCCUGCUUGUGUCGGUGCGUGUCCAUAUCGGCACAUGGCCAUGUGUGCAGCUGCCACUACAAUCAUCUGUCUAUUGUAUUUAUUCUAUUUUCCUGUGAAUGAAAUAUUUGAACUUGAGGCCAUCCAUGAAGUAUACAUGUAUACUUUAUCGCUAUAAAACAAAACGUUAUCGCUAUAUCGCUUAUUUUUGUAAGUUGAAGACACUUGGUCUGUCUGUGUAGUCAGUUAGUGACUACCAUUAAUUUUGAUUUGCUGAGUGCAUGUCGCAUGCAUUAAUUUUGUUGUGUUUUGCUGACUGCUGUAUUGUUGCACAUGUAUUAUGCUACCCUGCCUUGCUACCAUCAGUACCAUGUAUUGCAUUCCAAGUCACAAAUCUCACUUUUCUACCGAUGACUUUUAGUCUUGUUUAGCAGCGUGUAGACCUUUUUAUAGAGAUCCAGAUUUUGAUAAACGUUA
Molecule: messenger RNA, 1650 nt
Organism: Sycon ciliatum
Lineage: Eukaryota; Metazoa; Porifera; Calcarea; Leucosolenida; Sycettidae
Product: vesicle transport protein USE1-like
Exons: 7
Coding region: 141-989 (282 amino acids)
Biological process (GO): retrograde vesicle-mediated transport, Golgi to endoplasmic reticulum
Cellular component (GO): SNARE complex; endoplasmic reticulum
Molecular function (GO): SNAP receptor activity
Source: RefSeq, a predicted model, not a curated record